ACUUUUUCGAGAGUUUUUCUCUCUCUAUUAUAUUUCUCUCUUUCUAAAGAACCCAAAGUAUAAAAUAUUAUUAACUUAGGUGUCGGAGUGCCUAUCCCAAAACAACCCUCGGGUCUGUUUUACAGGUCCCUAUACUGACCAACUUGUGGUCAACUAAAUCUUGUGAAGCUGCCCAAACACAUAGGUUUAAUGAGUUGCUAGUUGCUCUUAGGAAAGCAGAUAUGAGGGUAGAAUUUAAACAAGUUUUUGAUAAAUGGAGGGAAAAUAAGCGGUUUGAUUUGGAUACCUGGGGAUACAAUAUAUGCAUUCAUGCUUUUGGUUGUUGGGCUGAUUUGGUCACUUCUUUGAGACUCUUUAAAGAGAUGAAGGAAAAGAGUUUAGCUUAUGGGGAAUCAGGUCCAGACUUGUGUACCUACAAUAGCCUGAUUCAUGUGCUUUGCAUGGUUGGAAAGGUGAAGGAUGCUCUAGUUGUGUGGGAGGAAUUGAAAGUGUCUGGCCAUGAGCCAGAUGCCUUUACAUACAGAUUUAAUGGUUUUGCACCAGAUACCAUUGUAUAUAACUCUCUACUGGAUGGUUUAUUCAAGGCAAGGAAGAUUGCAGAAGCAUGUCAGCUGUUUGAGCAGAUGGUUCAGGAUGGAGUAAGGACAUCGUGUUGGACAUAUAAUAUUCUGAUUGACGGGUUGUUCCGGAAUGGAAGGCCUGAGGCUGGUUGUACUCUGUUUUGUGAUCUGAAGAAGAAGGGGCAGUUUGUGGAUGCCAUCACUUACAGCAUUGUUAUAUUGCAGCUUUGUAGAGAAGGUUUGCUUGAGGAAGCUUUAGAAUUGGUGGAAGAGAUGGAAGCCAGGGGCUUUGUUGUAGAUUUGAUUACCAUAACAUCCCUCUUGAUAGGGUUUCAUAAACAAGGAAAGUGGGAUUGGGCAGAGAGGCUCAUGAAGCACAUUAGGGAUGGUAAUCUAGUUCCACAUAUUCUAAAGUGGAAAGCCAAUCUGGAUGCUUCAAUUAAAAACCCACCAAACAAAAGAGAGGAUUAUAGUUCCUUGUUCCCAACCAAAGGAAGCUUCAGUGACAUUGUGAAUUUAGUUGGCCCUGAUGACCAAGCAAUGAACACCAACCUGGGUUCUGAAAAUGAUGAUAGAAACAACAAAGAGAUUUCAUCAACUGAAACGGAUCAGUGGUCAUCAUCCCCGUCUAUGGAUCAACUGGCUAACCAAGUGAAGCCAGAUGAACAAUCUUCACAUCUGUUUUCGCUGAAGACAGGGCAAAGAGUUCAGGCAAAGCAAACUGAUUCAUUUGAUGUGGAUAUGGUGAAUACUUUCUUGUCCAUUUUCCUAUCCAAGGGAAAACUGAGCUUAGCCUGCAAGUUGUUUGAGAUAUUCACUGACAUGGGUGUGAAUCCUGUCAACUACACAUACAAUUCCAUUAUGAGUUCAUUUGUCAAGAAGGGCUAUCUCAAUGAGGCUUGGGGUGUUCUUAGUGAAAUGGAGGAGAAGAUUUGCCCAGCAGACAUAGCAACCUACAAUCUGAUAAUUCAGGGGUUAGGGAAGAUGGGAAGAGCAGAUAUAGCAAACUCCGUUCUGGAUAAGUUAAUGAAGCAAGGUGGUUACCUUGACAUAGUGAUGUACAACACCCUGAUUAAUGCACUCGGAAAGACUGGUCGCGUGGAUGAAGCAAGCAAGCUUUUUGAACAGAUGAGGACUAGUGGGAUCAACCCCGAUGUUGUCACUUACAACAUACUCAUUGAAGUUCAUACCAAGGCUGGUCGAUUGAAGGAUGCCUACAAGUUACAGCAAACAGUUUAUUUCUGUGUCUUCCUUCACAUAGGCAAACAACUUCACCAAAUCAUUAAAAUAAACAAGACUAACAAUGUUCCAUUUGAACCAACAUCAAAACCGGCAUUCUCAAAGCGUUGCCGGCUAACGCUCAGCAAAAAGCUCCUCAUCUGCUCCUUGUUCUAACCACCAUUGAUUCCUUACUUUCUCCUGUUACCUGUGCAGUGGCAAAAGUGAGUAACAGAAGAACAGGAACCAUUGAAACAGAAUGUACAACGGGAAAUACAAAGACCUGUACCAA
Molecule: messenger RNA, 2070 nt
Organism: Rubroshorea leprosula
Lineage: Eukaryota; Viridiplantae; Streptophyta; Magnoliopsida; Malvales; Dipterocarpaceae
Source: the annotation of a GenBank genome assembly